Messenger RNA from Umbelopsis ramanniana AG, 2332 nucleotides. RefSeq lists its product as uncharacterized. The record is from RefSeq and is a predicted model, not a curated record. Bases 209 to 2053 code for a protein of 614 amino acids. Lineage: Eukaryota; Fungi; Mucoromycota; Umbelopsidomycetes; Umbelopsidales; Umbelopsidaceae. The transcript is spliced from 7 exons. Gene Ontology annotation, molecular function: RNA binding.
CUUAAAUAAAACAUAAUCAGCUUAAGCUUCAGCCAACAACUCCACUCUUUUUCCAAUCCAGUAUAUGCAUGGUCAUGACUCGACAAGCAUUUCCUGGUACCCUUGUUGUCGAGAAGCUUCCACCCGGUGUCUCUGAACAGACAUUGAAGCAACUGUUUGAGCCAUUCGGAAUCGUCAAGUACACCUAUUUAAAGAAAAUGACUCAGACAUGGAUGAUUAUCUUUCUAAUUCAAAGCUUUUGUCUCGCAGCAUUCACAAAAGCGGGACUACUGCGUCUGUUGAUUUCGUCAUUGGCCACCAAGCCAACAAAGCGUAUGCUGUGGUGAACAACCAACCUCUUGAAGGCUCUGAUCUUCAGAUUCAAUGUCCUUUGCCUAUGCCAGAGCCACGUACUGGUCUGUUGAUCAAGAGUCUUCCAUCUGAUAUGACGGAGUCCGACGUAUUUGAUCGAUUUGCUUCAUUUGGCCCUAUCUAUUCGUGUAGUGUCAUUUCCAAAGCAAGUAGUACCGAGGUCACUGCAACUGUACAAUUCUUUUUGCAGCAAGACGCACAUAUGGCUUUGCAGGAAAUGCACUGCUCUGAUAUUGACGGCCAGCUGAUCUCGGUCAGUCCUAUGGACCUGCAAAGUAAACGUUCUUCGAAAAAUUCGAAUUCCUCAGCUAGUUCAACGGAGAGAGCGCCAAGCAAACCUCGCACACAGUUGAAUGUUUCGGCCGUACCCUUUAACCCCUCUGCCCCAACAACCGUCAGUCGCAAGGACUCUGUGACCGAUGAUGAUACCGUAACCGCCACGUCGCCUCUAUCCUUGCAGCAACAUUUCAUUGACUAUUGCAAUCUUUACGUCAAGAAUUUGGACGAGGCACUUAACAGUACAGAUCUGUUUCAGCACUUUAAAUCUUACGGUAGGAUUGUUAGUGCUCGGGUGAUCGUAAAUGCGGCUACGAACCAGUCAAGAGGCUAUGGGUUUGUCAGUUACAGCCGGCCUGAGGAAGCAGCUUUUGCCUUGAAUCAGAUGAACGGAGCCGUCUUGGGCUCCAAACCAAUUUUGGUGGCGUACCAUGAACCCAAGAAGCCACGGGUCUUACCGGUAUCACCCAAGUCUCCAGGCACUUCGGAGAGUGGCUCUCAAGUGGCUAGCCUUCCUCCGCCCGAAUCUACGGCCUAUGAAUCAAGUGAUUUAUACCAAGAUCUCUACAACAGCGUUGUAGGCACGGGCAUUGUGUGGGAGUCGAACUUGAAUCAAGUCACCGAGUCUUUAAGUAAGCUGCCGAGACAGGAACAGGUAGCACUGCUGACGCAACCUUUGUUGCUUCUUGAAAAGGUUAAGGAAAUCCGUGAUGGAUUGGGUCUGUCGCCUGUUAUCGAAAUACCCGUUUCUCGCCCCAUCAACAUCAGAUCGCCUUCUGAAACCAGUCAUCCAGACGACUUACCGAAGCAGACUCCUCAAAGUGCCAGUUCAUCCAUUGUGUCUAGCCCAAUCUCGCAAAACAAUGUUCUAUCAUCGCUCAUAGCGCUUCCUGGCCGAUCUUCCGACAGCAUUUCACAGCGUUUAGGAGGACAGGACGGGACAAGUACUCCUGGAAGUACAGUGUCUGAUCAACGUGAUAGGAUGAUUGACGCCAUUCAGCAAAUCGAUCCGACUGCGGAAGAAGAGAUCAUUGAUAUGCUAAUGACUUUGUCUAGCAAGGAGAGAUCUUUAUGCAUCUUCAAUCCUGAGUAUUUGAGAAGCAAAAUCAGUCAAGCCCGCGACGCUCUUAACAUCUUUGCCGAUGAAGACGAAAGCCCAAAUGGCGAUUCCCGUCCAGCUGAAGCCAAAGAAGAUAACAGUGCCGAGGCUUUCUAUCUCAAGAUCUCGAAAUUGUCUUUGUUUGAGAAGAAGCAGAAAUUGGGUGACAAGCUGUACCCACUGGUGAAGGCAACGGGGGUCAAACAGGCCCCUAAGGUUACCAUUCGUCUUCUCGAUACCGUAGAUUUGCACAGACUUUCGAAGCUUAUGACAGUCGACAACUCUGAACUAAGCAGCCUUGCCAAGUCUGCGUAUGAGAGUCUUUAGCGUUCUCCUCCAUUUAUUUUAUCAUGUUAUUUUCCCCCCAUACAUCAAACUUCCAUCAAUUAUUGAUUUUAUCCAAUCUUGAACCAAAUUUUACUCCCCCCGAAUUAUAUGCUCAUAGAAAAUCCCAAAAUCCCUAUCCUUAACAAUUCGUAAUACAUAAUAAUAUAUCGACCCCAUCCCUUUAUGAAACAAAAGCAUUCUUGACCAUAAGUUGAGUAGCCAAUUUGGCUUUUGUCAUUCGUUCAACUAUUUAUUAUUCAGAUUUGUUUGUUUUACUUG